Liolophura sinensis is the source of this 1873-nucleotide messenger RNA. RefSeq names its product cornifelin homolog A-like. The record is from RefSeq and is a predicted model, not a curated record. The transcript has 5 exons. Lineage: Eukaryota; Metazoa; Mollusca; Polyplacophora; Chitonida; Chitonidae. Bases 383 to 796 code for a protein of 137 amino acids.
GCAGAGACCGGGGGUAAUCCCACGAUCGCUCUGUGUUCGCAGGUAUAUAGGGAAGUAUUGUACAGUCCACCUCACCCCACUUAGAAAGGGUAGAGGAGCAAAUCUCUGCACAAAAUGCGGAUAGGGUGUAAUGAGCCGUUUCUCGUUAUGUCGGGCCUCCGGGUACGUAAACGGAAAUGUUAAGGCCUGGCAGCGACGGAAGGCGACGUUCGAGGAGUUCCAGCGUUUAGCGGCAAAAUAGCUUCUAAUUUCCUGUUAGAGAAACAUUUAUCGUUGUGUAUACCCAGCGCCAUAGCUGCCGUGGAUGGAUACCUUGGCCAAUUUCUGACAAACCUUCUUGGUCUUACCGAAUACAGUCAAAGGAAACAUCGCCCCAUUAGCAAUGGAACAGACACCGCAAUACGGUCAGCAGGCACAGCCCUAUCAACAGGGCUACAACCAUACCAGUCAGACGACGGUGAUAGUCCAACAGCCCCAAGGCGCAGGCCCGCGUUUUAAGAAUGUGCGAGCUUGGAGCUCCCCUGUGUGUGGAUGUUUUGAGGACAUAACAAGCUGUCUUCUCGGCUGGUUCUGCCUACCAUGUUACGAGUGUCAUUUGUCAAUGAGGAUGGGUGAGUCCUGCUGUGUCCCAGUCUGUGUCCCCGGCGCUAUGAUUGCACUGAGGGCCAAACUCAGAGGAGAACAAGGCAUACAGGGCUCUGUGUGUGACGACUGUAUCACCAUGUCCUGUUGCGGACCGUGUGCCACAUGUCAACUGGCCAGAGAGCUUAACUACAUAGAACAGGCAGGCCUCUAAACUAACGCAUCUCUUCCCAGAUGCAUUUUCAGAAUGGAUCAAGGAAAAUGCUGUCAAAGUUUGGCUUAAAGAUUCCUACACAAUUAUUUACGCAUUAGCUGCUUUGAAUAUUAUUCCCUCCUGUAACAAGUUCAAGAGGCCGAAUAUUACGGAAUAGUUAAAGUGACAUGGUUACAAAAAAAAAUGUAAACAGAAAAAAAAAAAAUAACAACACAACUUUUAAAGUUUCAGUUUUUUUUAAAUAAGUCGUUCGCUUAUAAAAAUCUGGUGCGCACGACUUAAUAAAUCAAGAUAUCAAGAUAGAACGAGAUAAAUGACCGACAAAAAUGCACAAUUAUGUCGUCCUCACGAGAUCUUUGUUGUUGAUCUUUGGUAAGUCGUGCGCACAUAAUUGCGCAUUUUUGUUGGUCAAUUAAAAAAAACAACAUAACUGACACUUUGAAUGUUGUGUGUGUGUUUUUUUUCUAUUUUUUUCCCCAACCAUUUCACAUUUAGGGCUCAGUACAAUAUAUUGUUAUAUAGCAACUCUUAAUUAAAUAUAUUACCUCUGUUGACAUAAGAACAGUAUACCUAAAUGUAAAUGUUUCUGACGACGUCAAACAAUUCAUUAGUCACCAGUCCAAACCUGUGUAUGACUAUAGUUCUUGCACUGUACUGUUAUUGCUGAGCGUCAUAUCGAGAAGUCACAGUCAGUGUUUUGUAAAUCUUGACUAUACCGCGGACAAGGGAUAGAUUGUGUGCUGUAUAUUUCUAUGGACGUGUUCAACAAUUAUGGCUUCCCUGCUGGUGCCUCUUUGAAAUACUUUCGUUGAAGUUCUAGGUUGUAUUUUCAUCCAACGGUUAUCACAGGUUGUCAUGGAUAUCAACAAUGGAAAUAACACAGAUUUGUUGGGAUGUUGUGUGAAUAAUAAACUUUCAAACAGUUGUUAAUAUGUGCUGCAGCAUGCAGUCAGAAGUCUAUUUUUACAUAUACCGAAACUCCAUAUUUUGAAAUGCUAAAUAAACGCAUGCCAUAUACUGCAUGCUUUAAAAUCUUUUGCAUGCGUUCGUUUUCAUUCUUUACAGAACUAUCAUGUA